AUGAAUAAGAAAAGUUUACCUAUUCGGUUACUUGAAUAUAUCUAUCAUUAUAAUGUUUUCAUACCUGAUGAGGAUGAUUAUGAUGAUGAUUUAGAUGAUAACAAUGAUAAAGUAAGAGAUCCUGCACUUACUCUUAAACAACAAUUAUAUACAACUCGAUUAUAUAUUCCUCUUUUUAUCAUCAUCCUAUACAUUCUUACUUUCAUUGCUUUUGUCAGUCCACAAGAUCGAUUGAUCACUGCCACUAAUAUAACUCCAGAACUUUUCAAUCAACUCUCUAUCGAACAUGCUGAUACACUUUCUUGUCCUUGUUCAACUAUUGCUGUGCCAUAUGAAAUAUUUGUAUUAAAUACGAUCUCUUUUCAUCCAGUAUGUUCGAGUAUCUAUGUGAACAAAGAAUGGAUUCAAGCACUUUAUUUAUCUUAUGCCAGUUCACUAUUAGUGACAGAUUUUCGAACAACUGCUAAAUCUCAAUUUGAACUUCUUGCUGACUUCUGUUCAAUUUGUCAGAAAACAGUUUUUGAAUCUCUAAGUGAUCUGAAGAAUGAACAACUUGUUACUGUUCAAUUACUUUCAGAAGAUCAAGUUCGUUCUCAAAUAUGGGCUAAUAUUGAUCUAAUCAAGAGUAGUAUACCUGCUCAAAUCGAAAGUAUAGUGAAAUUAUUACAGAUAACAACUCAAUCAAACUCUCUCACUUCUGCUCUCAAUACCAAUAUACAUGCUUUUACAGGUUUGACCUAUGCUCAAACACCAUUCAUUGAACCACUCUCAACCCGUUUUUAUGAUGAAAAUAAGACUUACGCACUUAAUUUCUUUGCUCAAACUUGCAAUGUAAUAAAUGGAACAGCAUUUGCUGGUUUCUAUUCACUGUCACCGUUUGACAGUAUGAGUAAGCAUUUCCAAUGGCCCCUAUAUUAUCCAUAUUUACCAAAUAAAAUAAUUCCUAACGCAACAGUCGAUGGAUUCUUUAGUGGAUGUACUCCACUUGAUGGUUUGCUUGUCAGUACACUGGAUUGCUUAUACAGUAGCACUUGUCUUAAGAACUUUGCCGAUUAUUUUCCAGAUCUCAAUCAGAUAAAUUUCACAUGGUCAAAUGGUCUUUCAGCUUCAUUUCAAAAAAGAAUUCCUGUCAAAGAUCUUUUAUCUGAAUUGUUUGUAGAAGAAUGGUCACCUAUGAUCAAUUACACACAAUAUUUUACUUCAUGUGCUCCAAAAAGAUGUACAUAUACUGAAAUUAAUCAUAUGAAUCUUUUCUAUACUGCUGCUCUUUUACUGGCUCUUUAUGGUGGUCUCACCAUUCUACUUCGUUUGAUUACAUCAUUUUCAGUUUCUGUUUUCUUCAAACUCAAACAUCGCUCAACUAAUAACAAUCUUAAUCGUGAUAGUGUAUGUAUUUUUCUGCUAUAUAAAUCACUCGAUGUGCAGACAGCCAAUAUAAUUGUAUCAAAACCUUUGUUGACAACAUACAAACAAUUACAAAAAUCGCAUCCCGAUUCACUUGAAUGUUCUUGUUCAAAUAUUGCAAUACCAUUUCAAAAAUUUGUCACAUGGUCACCAAGACUUCAUCAAUUGUGUUCAAGUGAUUUUAUCACCGAGAAAUGGAUUUCUUUAGUAUCGCUUACUCAGCUAGGGUGGUUGGGAUGGGAUGAAACAAAUUGGUUUGGUUUCAGUGGUACACAUUUUCGUUUUUUAUCCACUCUAUGUCAAUUAGCUAACAAAACUGUAACGGAUGCUAUUCAUCGAUUUGAUAUACAAUCGUUCAUUACACUCAAUGUUACUACUGAAACUAGUUUUAAUAUUCAGUUAGAUAUAAUUGUCAAUGAAUUCGCUCAAUCGUUCAUUACAAAUUUUGAUCUUCUUAUUCAGACAGUACAACUACUUACUCAAACAGACCAACCUUAUACAAUAGAUCGCAAUGCAGUUUUAUUUUAUUUAACAACACAAGAUGAAAUCAAUGGUGCACAAUAUGCUCGGGUUGGAUUUCAAUUCACUGGUCCGGUAAGCCCCGAGACCAAGAGUGUAUCAUGUAUCUGUGCUACAGAUCCUCAUUGUCAAACACCAGUUUUUGAUCCUGUGAAUACGACGAUACUAUCUACUGCUCAUCAAUUUUCUGAAGUGAUAGGAACAAUGCAAAGCUGUUAUGUUGUUGAUUCUGUGCUGCUGUCAACACUUGAAUGUUAUUACUUACAUUCGUGUGUGUCGAUUGUCUAUAAAUUCAUAAACGACAUAUUUAACGACUUAGAUUCAGGUAUCUCAUAUUUCGAUGUUAAUAUUCUUGUUAAUGAUUCAGCAUCGAGUCGUUUUCCUCCGAACACAUCACUUUCAACAAUAGUCAAAGCAUUACUGGUUGAAGAAUGGAAUCCAGUAUUUUCAUUUGAUCAGUAUUAUGAGCAAUGUGCCCCUAGCAAGUGUACUUAUUCACAGGAAGUACGUACUACUGAUUUUCUUGGAGUAAUAAUAUUUGUGAUAUCGAUAAUCGGUGGUCUUAUUGCUGGUGUAAGAUUAAUUGCAUCUUUACUGAUUAAAAUGAUUGCCGUUUUAUGGAAGAUCAAACGACGACCAAAGACACCUCAACAACCAGCAUCGUCACUAUCAUUCAGUCGAAUAAAGAAAAAUAUAUUCAAACUGAUUAAGCUGUUACCCACUAUACUAACCAAUCUAAAUAUCUUUCCAAGACGAACUUUCGGAGGACAUUUUCAUUCUGAUAAAGCAAAAUAUUUUGGUCAAUUAUCAACACGACUUUAUAUCAUUCUUCUUAUCAUAACUAUGAUUAUUUUGGCAUUCUGCAAUGUCAUCCAAUCACGAAUUAUAAUAAAGACUUUUGAUAAACCAACUAUUGAUGUUUACAAUAGUCUUCUACUUACCCAUAGUGACACUCUUCAAUGUCGUUGUUCAUCGAUUUCAUCAACAUACAAUCAUUUUGUUCAAAUUCAACCCGUUUUUCAUCAAAUAUGUUUAAGUCCAUUUAUUUCAGAACAAUGGCGAACGAUGAUCACUUCAAAAUUAUAUCCAGAUCUGUCUAUCUAUCAUGAUCGAGAUUAUCGUCGUUUUCUUUCAUCUCAUUUACAACUUCUCUCUGGACUAUGUUCUGAAGCGAUGCAAUCAGUAAAUAGUUCUAUUGAUCAACUUCUUUCUUCAUUUUUUCUUACUGAUCAACUUGUAUCACCGACUACACUUGCAAGUCGUAUCAAUUCACUUGUGAAUAGCAGUCAAUCGAAUGCUCCUAAUUCUUUCAUCGGUCGUCUAUCACUUAUUCGAUCCAUCAAUUAUGGCAAUGCUAUUAUGUCAGCUUAUGGAACAAAUUUUCAAUACAUUGUUCCUUGGGGAAAUC
This is a messenger RNA of Adineta steineri, 3331 nucleotides long. The record is from the annotation of a GenBank genome assembly. NCBI's taxonomy places the organism in Eukaryota, Metazoa, Rotifera, Eurotatoria, Adinetida, Adinetidae.